Molecule: messenger RNA, 291 nt
Organism: Bipolaris oryzae ATCC 44560
Lineage: Eukaryota; Fungi; Ascomycota; Dothideomycetes; Pleosporales; Pleosporaceae
Exons: 1
Source: RefSeq, a predicted model, not a curated record
GUCACCCUCGCCAUACUUGGCACGCUGACACCAUCACACCCCACCCAACCUUAUUCGCCUUGUUUCGCUCAUGAUUCGGCCACCGGGGUGGGUCGGAAGAGCAAGGCCAAAGGAAACACGGCCCAUACCCGCACAAUCCUACCUGCCGUCCUGCAUGUUCAUAUUGCACUCGAGAGCGCAAGCAAGACCCUCCCAAAAAGCUCAUUAAUUAGCCCUCGCAAUCCCAAUAACCCGCCUUAUCGUCUUCACCCGGCGGAGAAAUCACCCCAAAAUUUUACCCGCCUUAUCUAA